UUCCAGCGUGUCCGAGAUUUGCUGAAAUGUGGCCGGGUGGCCAUUGGUGGAGAGACCGAUGAGUGUGACCGUUACAUUGCUCCCACAGUGCUGGUGGAUGUGAAGGCAUGGGAGCCCAUCAUGCAGGAGGAGGUUUUUGGGCCCAUCCUGCCCAUUUUCACUGUGAAGGAUUUGGAGGAGGCCAUCCAAUUCAUCAAUUGCGGAGAACGCCCAUUAGCUGCCUAUGCUUUCUCCUGUGAUUGCAAGGUUGUGAACCGUGUACUUGAUUGUGUUAGCAGUGGUGGCUUUUGCGGCAAUGAUACCAUCACACAGGCAACCUUGGUUACCCUACCACUUGGUGGCAUUG
Molecule: messenger RNA, 346 nt
Organism: Python bivittatus (Burmese python)
Lineage: Eukaryota; Metazoa; Chordata; Lepidosauria; Squamata; Pythonidae
Source: RefSeq, a predicted model, not a curated record